GCACAGGGCGUGGCGGCCAUUUUGUUUGGGACAUCGAGCGGGAGGUGGCGGCUUCUGUGGCAGCAGUGGUGGCAUAGAGAAAAGGGCUGGCCGGGUGAGCAGACGGGCCGACCAAACAAACAACGAACUAGCCUAGCAGACUGUUGCUUACUUAUCUUAACCAACCGCCCACCAAGUUAUCCCGAGCCCCCCAUCAAUUCAGGUUCGGCCGGUCCCCGGCCCGCCUGCCGCAGCCGUGGUGGCAGCCCCGGGAGGAGCACUGGCGUCCGUUUCCUUUGAUUCUCGAGAUUUGAAGAUGGCUGCACAAUCAGCUCCGAAAGUUGUGCUAAAAAGCACCACCAAGAUGUCUCUAAAUGAGCGCUUUACUAAUAUGCUGAAGAACAAACAGCCGAUGCCAGUGAAUAUUCGGGCUUCGAUGCAGCAACAACAGCAACUAGCCAGUGCCAGAAACAGAAGACUGGCCCAGCAGAUGGAGAAUAGACCCUCUGUCCAGGCAGCAUUAAAACUUAAGCAGAGCUUAAAGCAGCGCCUGGGUAAGAGUAACAUCCAGGCACGGUUAGGCCGACCAAUAGGGGCCCUGGCCAGGGGAGCAAUCGGAGGACGAGGCCUGCCCAUAAUCCAGAGAGGCUUACCCAGAGGAGGACUACGUGGGGGACGUGCCACGAGAACCCUACUUAGGGGCGGGAUGUCACUCAGAGGUCAAAACCUGCUCCGAGGUGGACGAGCCGUAGCUCCCCGAAUGGGCUUAAGAAGAGGUGGUGUUCGAGGUCGUGGAGGUCCUGGGAGAGGGGGCCUAGGGCGUGGAGCUAUGGGUCGUGGCGGAAUCGGUGGUAGAGGUCGGGGUAUAAUAGGUCGGGGAAGAGGGGGCUUUGGAGGCCGAGGCCGAGGCCGUGGACGGGGGAGAGGUGCCCUUUCUCGCCCUGUACUGACCAAGGAACAGCUGGACAACCAAUUGGAUGCGUACAUGUCAAAAACAAAAGGACACCUGGAUGCUGAGUUAGAUGCCUACAUGGCACAGACAGACCCUGAAACCAAUGAUUGAAACCUGCCCACCCUCCCAUGAGAGACUCUUGUUGACGUCACCACAUCUGUAAAUGUUCUUCAAACAACUGAUGAGAAGAAACCUGAUUGAUGCUGGAAGGACCUGUCACAACAGGCUCUGGACUUAUUUGCCACCAGUUUGCAUUUAGUGUGUUCCUUUUACUUUUUGAUACUGUGUUGUAUGAAACCCUUUUCCUUUGA
Messenger RNA from Chrysochloris asiatica (Cape golden mole), 1242 nucleotides. It is a transcript of the gene CHTOP, whose product is annotated as chromatin target of PRMT1. The transcript is spliced from 6 exons. Lineage: Eukaryota; Metazoa; Chordata; Mammalia; Afrosoricida; Chrysochloridae. The record is from RefSeq and is a predicted model, not a curated record. The coding region runs from base 296 to 1042 and encodes 248 amino acids.